AUGCUGAGUCGUGCUGUCCUGCCUCUCACGAGGCCUAAUGUACUUGCCUCUACAGUCCGCGUGGGUUCCCUGUCUGCCCAGCGACCCCGUUGGUACGCCAAAGGCAAGGACAAUGCCCCGUACAAGCUCCCGGAGCACUUGCAGAAGAACAGGGCUGCCGAAGAUCCCAAGCAGAGCCAGCAUGCAUCGGAACAGCCCGAGUUUGAUACCACGGCCAAGCCUGAGACCGAAGCCUCCGAGCCUACUCCCGGGCCGGAACAUAUCCCCAACAAACCCCUCCCAGACCUGACUCAAGGUAUUCCAUCGACAUUGUUCGCCGAGCUUGAAGGCCGGAAGCAAGUCGGAGGAAAGCUGAACCUCACCGAGGACCCUACACAAACCGAUGACUAUAGCGAGGCCGGCCACGGUGGUGACAUCCCCAAGGGAGGAUACGAGACAUCCUUGGAUCGCCGUAAGGCUCGCAUGGCAAACAUCAUGUAUGCCGUGAUGCUGGCCGCCGGUGUCGCCGGUGUCGGUUACCUCGGUCGCAACUGGGAGACAGAGGAGGAGGAGCGCAUGCACCCGGAGCAGCCUUCAGGCUGGGGUCUGGGUCUCUGGUAUGCCCGUAUAAAGGCUCGCAUGGGCGAUCUCACCAGCUACUAUAAAGAUCCGGCUUUCCCCAAGCUGCUUCCUGACGAGGACCCCAACAUCCGCCAGCCCUACACUCUUGUUCUCAGCCUCGAAGACCUGCUCGUCCACAGCGAGUGGACCCGUGAGCACGGAUGGCGUGUGGCCAAGCGCCCCGGUGUCGACUACUUCCUUCGCUACCUCAACCAGUACUACGAGCUUGUCCUUUUCACCAGUGUGCCUAGCAUGAUGGCCGACCAGGUUCUGCGUAAACUUGACCCCUAUCGCAUCAUCCGCUGGCCCUUGUUCCGCGAGGCUACUCGCUACAAGGAUGGAGAGUACAUUAAGGAUCUUGCCUACCUGAACCGUGACCUGUCCAAGGUUAUCCUCAUCGAUACCAAAGAGGAGCACGCCCGCCUGCAGCCCGAGAACGCUGUCAUUCUGGAUAAGUGGACCGGUGACCCUAAGGACAAGACCCUUGUUGCCCUCAUCCCCUUCCUGGAGUAUAUGGCUGGUAUGGGCGUUGAGGACGUUCGUCCCGUCCUGAAGUCCUUCGAGGGCACCGCCAUUCCCGAGGAGUUCGCUAAGCGAGAGAAGGCCAUGCGCGAGCGCUUCGAGAAGGAGCUUGCCGAGGAGAAGAAGAAGAAGCCCUCUGUCUCCAUGGGCAGCUUGGCCAGUGCCCUCGGCCUGAAGUCAGGCAGCACCUUGAGCGGCGAGCCUUCAGCCUCUGAGGGUUUAGCUCAGGGCAAGAUGCUCUGGGACCAGAUCCGCGAGCGUGGCCAGAAGAACUACGAGCUGAUCGAGCGGGAGAUCCGCGAGAAUGGUGAGAAGUGGCUUGCUGAGAUGGCUGCUGAAGAGGAGAAGGCCCGCCAAGAGCAGAUGGCAAGCAUGAAGGGCUCAUUUACCAGCGUGUUUGGUGCUGGUGGUAAGCAGCAAUAA
Messenger RNA from Penicillium maclennaniae, 1545 nucleotides. Its product is annotated as protein translocase subunit TIM50. Gene Ontology annotation, molecular function: phosphoprotein phosphatase activity. NCBI's taxonomy places the organism in Eukaryota, Fungi, Ascomycota, Eurotiomycetes, Eurotiales, Aspergillaceae. The record is from RefSeq and is a predicted model, not a curated record. The transcript is spliced from 3 exons. The coding region runs from base 1 to 1545 and encodes 514 amino acids.